Molecule: messenger RNA, 2064 nt
Organism: Paraglomus occultum
Lineage: Eukaryota; Fungi; Glomeromycota; Glomeromycetes; Paraglomerales; Paraglomeraceae
Source: the annotation of a GenBank genome assembly
AUGCAUACUCAAGUAAACAACGAGGAACUGGCUGACAGAGGACAUGGGAGGAAUUUGGACAUACCUCAAUGCUUCUGUCAAUUAGACGCCUCGUUCGCAUACUCCGAAGAGUUUGGUCUACUUUACGAAUGUCACUGGAUGCAUCACAAGGUUGAAGACGGUAAAAGUGAAGAACCGAGCGAAGAACGAACUGAUGAUAAUGACGCUAAAAGCACAGAACAAGUACCAGAGAACGAGUCUCUAAUAACAGGGAACGAGAGUUCUGAUAUAAACACUAAAUCAAGCAAAAGCGAUUACGUUUGUGGUUUCCAUGUUCACAAAGAUGCCUGGGAUAGUUUCUUGGCAGGCGAAAUUGAUCCCAGACAUCCUGAGCUCAGUGUAUGCCCAUACUUCAACUAUACCUUCUGCGUAUUCUUUGAAGAGAGAAACACCUACAAACUUGCUUUUCCGCCAACACCGAAAUGUCACUGUGGAUUUCCUGUUACGAUUCGAUAUUCUCAUACUCAUUUUAAGUAUAUGUUUGGUUGCGAAUUUUAUCCAAUCGACGGGGCAAAACCGAAAUGUGAUUGGCAUGCCUGGGCAAUAUCUGUAGCGUUUCCGAAACCCGUAGAUAGUAUUCAUCCAUUGACAAACCAGAUUCCGGCCAAUGUAUUAGAAUCAAUAAACGCUGAACAUAGCUCUUUCGAUGAACGUUUCACCAGGAAGACAGAAUUAAUUGACGAGACAUACAAUAUAGAUCAGAUUGAGAAUCAUACGUCAGUGAGAGAAGGAGGGCUACCGGAAAAAAUGCGUAAUAACGGAAGAACAAUUUCAUAUCGCCUAGAUUCACGUCGCGAUCCUCCACGAAAGCUGUAUAACGGUUACAGUAAGUCGGAUCGACAUUCCAAUAUCAAUGGCUUCGCUGGGAAGCGUUCCAGAUCUAAUAGCGGUUUCGAUCACUCUUACACAAGAGAAAAACAUGGUGGCUUUAAAUUUACUAGCCGCGGAUAUUCUAAUUUUAAUAAUUCGACUAAGCAAUCACAGCCUUCCACGAAGAUCUCUGAUAUGUCUCAAACUAUGGGUGAAGCCGGAUGGGGUCAGCAGAAUCGGCGGUGUUUAGAAACUGGGUUGGACGCCGGGAUAUUAUGGGGUAACGGAAUACAAAAUCCAAAUAGAUCAAACACAAAUGAUGCGAAUCACAACACACAACCCGGUAGCAAUUCUAUGCGACAUCCUCACAAAGAAGAACAACCUAGAAAGAAGUGUCCAGAUGAUGAUGCAAUGGAAGAUGAAGCCAUAGAAUUCCGUAGGAAAGCGAUGGUAUCUCAAGGCACCUGCCGAAAUCAUAAGGAUUCGAUAGAGGAUGACCAACACCAACAGAACACAAGAGGUAACCCCAAUGUCCGUCAUGGGUAUGAACGAGAUACAUUCUUUGAUUCAAUAUUUACGGAAAAGCCUCGUCCUGAUGCGCAUGCAUUUGAAUGUCCUGCGAACACUUAUACCAAGGUUAAACCGCUCAGGAUCUCAAUCCCGUUGUCAUCGACAUCAAGCACACCAAACUCUGCAUCAAAUACGACUUAUUCGAAUUUGAGAUAUUAUUGCGUGAUGAACCAGUUUUCACAAACGCGUCCUUGUUUUAUUUACGAGCAGUCUAACGUUAUUUCGAGUGCAGCUAUGGACCGUCAACAUCAGCAAAUGCGUGAUUUAGACGAUGAGAUUAAGUUUUUAGAAAAUAAAAUAUCAAGCAUGAAGACCGAGAGCGUGCGGCAGAAAAGAAUGCAAGAGAACGAAAUGGAUAGGGAGAUAAAUUUACGACAAUCAUGCCAGAGGAAAAUUAUUGAAUUAGGCGACAUAGUGGCAGGGCAAAAAGCGAAGAUACAAGAGUUAUUAAAGAAGAUGGAGAGCGAUAAAAAGGAAAAAGCAACGGCGAGUAUGAAGUGUCGCGUGUGUUUUGAAGAGACUAUAACGCAUGCCGUUGUACCAUGUUAUCAUUUAGUCAUGUGUGCUAGAUGUGUGCAUGCUGUGGAAAGAUGCUGCGUAUGUAGAAGGGAAAAAGAAGAUGUUGUGAGAAUUUACUUUGGAUAG